AUGAAAAUUCAUAAAAUCCCAUGGUUAGGACAUUUCGACGAUCGCGGGCAUAGAUUAUCCAUUUUUUCUGUUCACGUACACCCAGAUGGAUCAAGGAUUGCUACUGGUGGAUUAGAUGGCACCGUUCGAAUAUGGUCAACCGAAGCAAUUCGUUUAGCGGACGGAAAUGAGGAAUUAAAAGUUCAUAAGCAGCUUUGCUGUAUGAGCACUCAUACUGGUACUGUAACUUCAGUGCGUUUUAGUCCAAAUGGGCAAUAUCUUGCUUCGGGAAGUGACGAUCGCGUAGUAAUAAUCUGGCACAAGGAAGAUGCAAUUCCUGGUAUUGGUCCCACUUUUGGUUCCAAUGAAACUCAUAUCGAAAAUUGGCGCAGCUAUCGUCGUCUUUUAGGGCAUGAUAACGAUAUCCAAGACAUUUGCUGGAGCUACGAUAGUCAAUUGUUCGUUAGUGUUGGUCUUGACAGCUCCAUAAUUGUUUGGAACGGAACGACAUUUGAACGCCUCAAAAGAAUUGAAGCACAUCAAAGUCAUGUAAAGGGAAUUACCUUCGAUCCAGCCGGGAGGUAUUUUGCUACCGAAAGCGAUGACCGUACAAUAAAAGUUUGGCGUGUUAGCGACUUUGCUCUCGAAAAAACUAUAUCCGAACCGUUCAAUAACUCUCCGCUGUCUACAUAUUUUAGAAGACCUUCAUGGUCUCCAGAUGGAAAACAUAUUGCUGCCUCUAAUGCUAUGAAUGGACCUGUAGGAUGUGUUUCGAUCAUUGAAAGAGGGACUUGGACCAGUGAUAUUAAUUUGAUAGGGCAUGAAGGGCCUGUUGAGGUAACUUCUUUUAACCCGAAACUGUUUAAGGACAGUAAUGACAAGCUCGUUUGCAUUUUGGCUUGUGGUGGACAAGAUCGUUCUUUAAGUAUAUGGACUAGCGCGACGUCAAGGCCAAUGCUAAAUUGCCAGAAUGUUUGUCAAAAAAGCAUCGGAGAUGUCUGCUGGUCUCCUGAUGGGUUGAGUCUGUAUCUUUGCUCCUACGAUGGUACACUUCUCGCCUGUACAUUUGAGGAACUCGAACUUGGGCAGAUGGUCAGUGAUGAGGAGAUUGCAAGGACUUUGGCAAAAUAUGGUCACGGUAGACAUGGUAUUGUUCUACCUGAAUCUUCAAAACAACUAUCUUUGGAAGAAUCAGUUGAAGCUGCUAAAUCUCUAUCCAAAAUAAAUAAUCAAGAGCCUAAUCCGCUACCCUCAGAAAUUCCGUCAACUCCUUUUAAAGAAAGUGAAUAUGGUAAACCUAAUUCACCCUCAAUCAAUAUUGAAGCAGUGCCUAAGGUAUCGAAUCAAUCUCCUAAGAAGGCACCAAGUACUGAGAAAGCUACAGUUGAGACUCCAAUAAAGAAUACUCAGAAGGUUACGAUUACAAAAGAUGGAAAGAAACGCGUUGCUCCUCAACUGUUGACAACGUUACAAGCAGUCCCUAGUACAUCACGUUUGCCGUCAACUCAAUUACAACAAAGCAGUGCUCCUCAUUUGCCUCCUCAGCAAUUUUCUCAACCAGUGAACUCUAUACCUAAAGGUGGUGUACCAAUUCUAGUAGUUGGGGCUAAGCAAAAACUAACCGAAGAUCCUAAUACUGGUGAGCAGAUUGGGACGGAAGAAAGUAAUGCACCUAACAUUAAUGCCUUUCAGGACUUUCUUCCGAAUGCUAUAGAAAGAGUCACCGUCAUGCCUACAGGUGAGCUUAAAAUUCCUUCCUUGAAAGCCGUUGUGGUCACAUCGAUAGAUAAUCUAAAUCGGUAUACUUUGGAAGUUAAAAAUGGAAGCAGUGAAAAAAAUCCCACUCGUGUUGUGGUUUUAGAAAAUGGUAAUACAAGAUGGAUGGAUUAUCUGCCACGUCCAGUUCUAUUAUCUACCGGUAGCAUACAUUUUUGGGCAGUCGCCUGUGAUGAUGCGUCGUUGCAUGUUUACUCCCUUACAGGAUCAAGGCUACUUCCACCGGUUAUGAUUGAUUCGAAACCGGUAUUUUUAGAAUGCAACAACAAUUUCCUUUUUUGCAUCUGUUCCAACGGAAUGGCCCACGCUUGGGAUAUUCUUAAUAAAAAAUCUUUAUUUAAUUCUUGUUCUUUAGCUCCUAUUUUAGAUUCCGCUACUCGAUUACAGAGUGAAGAGCCUCAUAUAGUGCCACAUAUCAUUUCAGCUAACAUAAGUCGCGAAGGCGUUCCAAGCAUUAGCUUAUCAACUGGACAAACAUUUGUGUACUCUAGCCUCAUGCUUUCUUGGCAAAGAGUCAGUGAUCCCUGGUGGGCGUUCGGCAGUAAGCACUGGGAUUCUAAUGGAUUAGAGAAUAAAGACAGACCCUUACGGUUUUAUGAGCAACAAACAAACGACGCACUAAUGGAGAUGGGAAGAGGAAAAUUUCUACACAGAAUGGUAGAGGAUUUUACGCACGAAGAGGGCUAUGAAGACUUUGAAAGAAUUAUGACGAUAAAUCAUUUGGAAAACAGAAUCUCAUCUGCGCGUUUGUUAAGUUUAAAUGACGAGUUUUUGGAGACAAGUGAAAGUUAUUGUAAACUAUUAAUGCAAAGCGGAUGCUGGAAUAAGUUGGAAGAGUUUUUGGACGAAGUUUACACUGACACAAAGACUACAAGUUUACUUUCUGGAAAGGAACUCGUUGCAAGGAUCCUAGUAGCUCUUCGCCAACUCGUGCAAACCGAUGCAGAAUUCGAGCGCGUAAAUAAAACCAUACAAAAGUACCCUACUUACUCAUUACUUUAA
Schizosaccharomyces osmophilus is the source of this 2757-nucleotide messenger RNA. It is a transcript of the gene hip1, whose product is annotated as histone H3.3-H4 chaperone, WD repeat protein, hira family Hip1. Gene Ontology annotation, biological process: regulation of DNA-templated transcription; chromatin remodeling; DNA-templated transcription. Lineage: Eukaryota; Fungi; Ascomycota; Schizosaccharomycetes; Schizosaccharomycetales; Schizosaccharomycetaceae. Gene Ontology annotation, molecular function: protein binding; nucleosome binding. The record is from RefSeq and is a predicted model, not a curated record. Gene Ontology annotation, cellular component: HIR complex; nucleus. The coding region runs from base 1 to 2757 and encodes 918 amino acids. The transcript is spliced from 5 exons.